AUUAACAAAGAAUUCAGGUAAACCAAGUAUGACAAAAAAUAGUUAGAGAUUUUUUUUAUUCACUCAUACAUGUAUUACAUUUUUUUUUGUUAUUUAGUAACUUAAAUUAUUUAAGUUUAGUUCUAAAAGAAGAUGUAAACAUUUGGGAAGCGAUCAAGAGAAUAUCUGUUUGUGAAUAAAAUAAUGUUGCAUAUAGGGAAAAGGUAAAAGACAAGCUCUUCUCCUGUUUGUGUUCUCAAAGCUUAGAUCUCCAGAAAAAGAGGAAGAACGUUCCAUUGGAAACACUUUGUGUAUUUCUUUGAAAAACUUGCUUGUCACAUUUUGUCUCUGUGGGUCCAUCCACGGAGGAUGGAUCUGGUGCUGAUGUUGCAGGGAGGGGCGUGACGUCACGGGAGUGACCGGGAGGAAGAGGCGAAGGUGGGGGUGGGAGGGGGAGAGGAGACGAGGGGGAAGGAGCAGGGACGGAGGAGAGAGCUGGGGGGAUGACUGCAUGAAAAGGAAAAACAAAAAAGAAAAAAGAAAGGGAGAAACAAAAAAACCCAACAAUCAUGAGUCGUGUAAUCCAUCCUCCGGUUUCUUUUAUAAAUCACGCCGUCUGGUGUGUUUACCUACACAGUAUGCCGCAAUAAAUGACGAGCCUCCUCCCCGAUAAGUGUACGCUGGCGUGAGAGAGAGAGAGAGAGAUGUCAUCUCCAGGCAUGGGCACCCCCAGUGACCCCCUCCUGGCCAGUCCAGGUGGGAGGUUAUCCACAGCUCAGGAAGGUUUGUGGAGGAGCUCGCUCCCCAAAACUGCCAGCUUCCCGACGUCCACCACUCGGCACCUCAGCCACCGAGCCAACAACUUCCAAAGACAGCCAAAGCGACGGAAGCUGAUAAGACCUUCGCCGCCUCCGCCGCCCAACACGCCCUGUCCACUGGACCAGCUUGACCUCAGUGAGCUUCCCCCGAGGCGCACCUUACAAGAGCUGCUCUUCAACGGCUGCAUCCUGUUUGGUAUCGAGUUCAGCUAUGCCAUGGAAACUGCUUAUGUGACCCCUGUGCUUCUACAGAUGGGCUUGCCUGAUCAGUUCUACAGCUUGGUGUGGUUCAUCAGUCCCAUACUUGGAUUCCUCGUUCAGCCUCUCAUCGGAGCAUGGAGUGAUCGUUGUACGUCCCGGUUUGGGCGAAGGAGACCCUUUAUUUUUGCUUUGGCUAUAGGGGCUUUGGUUGGUCUAUCCCUGGUGCUGAACGGGCGAGACAUCGGCGGCGCUCUGGCUGACACGGCAUCAAAUCACAAGUGGGGAAUUGUGCUAACGGUGUGCGGUGUGGUUCUGAUGGACUUCAGCGCUGAUUCAGCCGACAACCCGAGUCAUGCGUACAUGAUGGAUGUGUGCAGCCCCGAGGACCAGGAUCGGGGGCUGAACAUCCACGCACUGCUGGCAGGGCUUGGAGGUGGGUUUGGCUACAUUGUGGGCGGCAUCAACUGGGACCAGACACAAUUUGGAAGGUCGAUGGGAGGUCAGCUGCGAGUCAUAUACAUGUUCACGAGUAUCACUUUGGUGAUCACCACAGCCAUGACUCUGAUGAGUAUCCCCGAACGGCCCCUACCAAAGAGCCAGCCGAACAAAAACUCUGGCAAAAACCAUCUCAAAAGCCCCAGCCUCCCUCUACCUCCCUCUCCCCCUGUACCUCCGGGAUCAGCUUUGGGCCUGGAUGAAGAAGAUGAAGAUGGCCUUUACAGCUAUCAUUUCUCCACAAAGUCUAACCCAUGUAACUCUGACCCUCUGGCCCAUUCUUGCAGCGCCAAUGCACGCCUCUGUGCUGGCCUAACUAGCCCGAUAUCCCCCCUGAGCCCCCUUACACCAAAAUAUGGCAGCUUUAUCAGUAGGGACAGCUCGCUCACUGGCAUCAAUGAGUUCGCCUCCUCAUUAGGAACGUCCUACAUAGACAGUGUGCUCAUAAACUGCUACACAGGUCAGCAGACACCACAGGCUUUGGCCCCCAACACAACCACUGUGCCGCUGCCUCCAGGGGACUCCCCUCCUCCUGAUGAGUCCACGCAAGGGCCAGGGAGCCAUCCUGCAGGACAGAUCCAGGCUGAUGUGGUUGCUCAUCCAGCUGGAGAAGCUCGGGAUGCAGAAGCACCACAGCCUGAGGGAGAUGCGCAGUCUCACGGAGCAUCUCAGGUCACAGCCGGGGUUCAGCCUGGCGCAGGGUCACAUCGGCGCUUCUCUGCCGGCAUCCUGAAACGACCCCAGAGUCUCGCACUAAUGGAGGAGCCGCUGGCAACCCAGAUUGUUGGUCUGGAGAACGGACGCAGGAGGACAGUCACCUUCAGCCAGCAGGUUGCAAACAUUUUGCUGAAUGGCGUGCGCUAUGAGAGUGAUCUGAGUGAGAAUGUGGAGACAGGAGAAUCCCAAAUGUCAAUGAAGCUGCUGUGUAUAGCCAUCUACAGGAUGCCUCCCUCCCUGCGGAGUUUAUGCACUAAUCAUUUCCUGGGCUGGCUGUCCUUUGAAGGCAUGCUGCUCUUCUACACCGACUUCAUGGGGGAGGUUGUGUUUGAAGGUGACCCAAAGGCACCCCACGACUCCGAGGCUUACCAACGCUACAAUGCUGGUGUUAGCAUGGGCUGCUGGGGCAUGUGCAUCUAUGCAUUCAGUGCUGCUUUCUACUCAGCCAUAUUGGAGAAACUGGAGGAACGUUUCUCUCUUCGCACUCUGUAUUUUUUUGCCUACCUAGCGUUUGGUUUGGGCACGGGCCUCGCCACACUGUCCGCCAACCUCUACGUGGUACUUUCGCUCUGUGUCACCUACGGGGUGCUCUUCUCCUCUCUAUGCACGCUGCCUUACUCUCUGCUGUGUGAAUACUACCAGAGCCCUCAGUUCUGUGGCUCAUCAGAGGAAGGGACCAGGCGAGGGAUGGGGGUGGACAUCUCUCUGCUCAGCUGCCAGUAUUUCCUGGCUCAGAUCCUGGUCUCAGUGGCGAUGGGACCUCUGACUUCACUGGUGGGUGGGGCCCAGGGAGUGAUGUACUUUUCAAGCCUGAUGUCAUUCGUGGGCUGCCUGUACUCCUCCCUCUUCGUGGUGUACCAGCUGCCCCCCCCUGAGGGAAGAGGAGAAGUUGAAACUGGGGUGUGAAUCAGCAUUCAGUCGGAAACCGAACAAAACAGAAGAAGAGCAAACAGGGAGAAGACUCAUGUGAACUAUGGGUUUUAACCUGAACGUGGACAACAAUGAAGGGAAAGACUGUUGGGGUUCACAGAGCCAGCAGCAAGAAGUGCUUAUUGUCAUCAUUAGGGCGCAUGCUCCAAGGUAGUAGGCUUCUGCUCUGUCACGCUCACUCCAUCAAAUCAGUAUAGUGAUGACCUUGUGCCACACAGGAUGCAUCCAUUCCUUUUUCCAUCCUACAGAAGCCAUCGUUAUCAGCUUAAUGGUAAUUAGAAUUCAUUUUUUACAUGUUGUGCCAUGUUGUGUCUGUUCAGCCUCAACACAGGCACCAAGCGAGAAUUCAGGUCUUUAACAUAAGGUUAACUUCACCUGUUUCAAGCCAACCAUUGUGAUGGUUUCUCUUAUCUGGCUCACACACUGAAUGCACCAACAUUAUGGUGGCAGUCCUAAUGGCUGCCUCAGCAGAAUGUCAAUAAUUGCCUACUAUUAGCGCCUCCUAGACUGACUGGAUGCACGCCAUGCUAAUGUUUCUGAGGAAACAGUAACUGCAUGGACCAUGCUGUUGCAGCUUGCUUGAGAAAAAAAACAAAAUAAUAAUUAAAAAAAAACAAAAAAACACAGUUUUUGUGUUACAUGGUACCACCUAUUGCUCAAUAUUAGCAAUGUUACUGUAAACGCUUUUAUUCAGGGUUCAGUUAAAACUAAAAAUGAUAAUUUUUGCCAUUAUGGACUCCUGUGUCAAUUAUUUUCUCUUUUGCAUAUUCCAGUUGUCACCCCAGCUGACUUAGCAGAAAUGUGCAAUCUUAAAGUACACCACAUGGGGGAGCCAGGAGACACAAGACACCAAUCCAUUGAUUCACUGCAACCUUUUCCAUUACCAAGUGAGAUUAUUCCUGUUCCUUCCUGCAACUAAGCCAGCCAUUUUCCAUGUUUAGAAAAAUUGGGUCAGGUGACAUCAUCUACUUAAAACACCAUGGUUUCUAUGGCAGUGAUGAACUAUAAACAUGCAUCAAACACACAAAAACGAUAUACUUAAGUAAAAAGACAAUUUAUUUGUUAAUCAGAAUAUACAAAGCAGUGGCUGAAGUAACCGAAUGUCAUUCUGGUUCUGAAAAAGGCAGUCUUGGACACAAAACUGGGCUACCCAGCCAUAACAUAAAACUCAUUGAAAACGUAAGAAAAACAAGUAUAAAUGGUACAAACUUGCGUGGAAUGCAUACAGAACAAAUGACCAAAGCUUUAAGAUUUAAGAGGGGUUAAUUAACAUUGCAGAAUCCUGCCUCCACAGAUCAAGUAAUCUUAUCAUGGAGGGGCAAGACAGGGCCCCUUUAUUCAUUUGCACCAUCUGUUAUGUUAACAGGGCAGCCAAGCCAAGGAUUAAGUAGCAGCUCAACACAAAAAAAAUUAUGCCUCAACUAAUAAUGCUAACAACUGUCCAUUAGCCCCUGCUUAAAACUUAUCUUUGGUCCUUUAAGUGAAUCUGAGAGGUCAACAUGAGCCUUGGAGGGGGUGAGCAGCUGCCUGUAUGAAUGAAAUCAUCUGGUCAGCACGGACAUAAUAGAGAUUGUGCUUCUAACAUACCAAUAUAAAACCUCAAGAAAUGAAAAAACUGAUCUCAUGGCGUGGCCCUAUUUGUACAAGUAAAAAAAAGCUCAUUUUAAAGACCAAUAAAUAACAUUUCAUAAAAAAAGGAUGCAGGGCCACUAUCUUUCAGGACUCCAGUGCAAUGUGAUAACAUGGGAGCAAACAAAAAGGAAUAUUUCUUAAACAAAAAAAAAAAAA
Molecule: messenger RNA, 4928 nt
Organism: Acanthopagrus latus (yellowfin seabream)
Lineage: Eukaryota; Metazoa; Chordata; Actinopteri; Spariformes; Sparidae
Gene: slc45a1
Product: solute carrier family 45 member 1
Exons: 10
Coding region: 684-3116 (810 amino acids)
Biological process (GO): transmembrane transport
Cellular component (GO): membrane
Molecular function (GO): sucrose:proton symporter activity
Source: RefSeq, a predicted model, not a curated record